UGAGUGUUUCCCAGACCAAGGUGGCCGCCGACUACCCGCGUCGCGGCCAUUCACCCGCGGUCGAAGCGUCGGGGAGGGACAGAGCUCCCGUCUCGCUGUUGGCUGUUCGUCUCGUCGCUUCGCUGUCCCUCCGCUGCUGUUGUCGCUGCUGUUGUUGUUGUUGUCGCUGUUGUUGUUGAUGCCUAGGUCGGGACUCGGGAGGAGAACGCGGAGCUGAGCCCCACCACCCACACCCCACACCGGCGGGCGGAGAAGGAGCGACAUGGCGGGGACGGCGACACCCGAGUGGGGCCCCUUUGACGAGAGCUCACAGGUUGAGCAGGGUGGCCCUGGCGUGGCUGGGGGUGGCGCAGCUGUGAUUGACAUGGAGAACAUGGACGACACAUCAGGCUCGAGCUUUGAGGACGUGGGAGAGCUGACGCAGCGGCUGGCGGACGCGGAAGAGGAAGGAGGCAGUGAAAACAACGACUUCAUGGGGGUCAAGGGUCUCCGGGGGCAAAUUGGGAAGCAAGUUGCCGACCAGGUAUGGAGAGCAGGCAAGCAGCAAGCGACCAAAGCCUUCACUCUGUACGCGAAUAUUGACAUCCUGCGGCCCUAUUUCGACGUGGAACCAAUUCAAGUCAGAAACAGGUUGCUGGAGUCACUGGUUCCUGUUCGAAUUGUAAAGUUUCCUCAGAAAAUUGCAGGAGAGCUGUAUGGGCCACUCAUGCUUGUGUUCACCAUGGUGGCCAUCCUGCUUCAGGGCAUGAAGACUUCCGAUACUAUCAUAAGAGAGGGAACCCUCAUGGGCACGGCCAUCGGCACAUGUUUUGGGUACUGGGGAGGUGUGUCGUCUCUGCUCUACUUCAUGGCCUACGUGUGCAACGCCCAGAUCACAAUGGUGCAAUUGCUGUCUCUGCUGGGCUAUGGUCUUUUUGGCCCCUGCAUCGUGUUGUUCGUGACAUACAAUGUGCACCUGCACUCUCUGUUCUAUCUCCUGUGGAUUAUCAUCGGUGGACUCUCAACUUUGCGAUUGGUUUUCGUGCUGGUUUCACGUACUGUGGGCCACACGCAGAGGCUGGUGCUGGGUGGAACCGUCGCUGCGCUGCACAUGCUCUUUCUGCUUUACCUGCACUUUGCUUACCAUCGCAUUUUAGAGGGGCUGAUCGAUUCAUUUGACAUGGAUCCUCUCCCUGCACGAGUCCCACGGGAAGUGGCGGCCAUCACAUCAAAACUCGUCCUCACCAGCACCGCGGUCUAAACAUCCUGCACACUUGCUUGCACCCACCACUACCAAUGAGUCACGGCACUCAACCUGUUCCCAACACUCAGCAGUCUCUUAAUACAAACUCUAUGCUUCUGAUGUUUCCUGUAACCUUGUAUUUUUCAUCAAACUUUGCCUCACGCUCAUUAAUUUUAAGACAGGUUUGACUUUCCAAUCGUAAUGCAUGGGGGUUGAUUUGGUACGAGGAAAUGUUUUGUGUUUUUGUUCUAAUGAGCUGGCCAAGUCAUAACUAAAAUAUAAGUUGCAAAAUGUCAUUGGCAGGGUAUAAUACAAACGAUAUUUCAGCCAAAUUAUCUCCAAUUAUGACAGCACGAAUACAAGCUAGGUGACUGCUUUUAAAAUAACAGCGGUUGUGGGGAUUGUAGUACUGUAAUUAUCUAACUAUGGUUGUCAUAUACAUUGUAUUUUUGUUCUGGAACAAUAUAAUUGUCCGUUUUCUUUAAACCUAAGUUAAAUGUAUAUUUUUGUUUUUUUCCUUGAAUAAUAUUAAUGUUUCCCACUCAAAUUUGUGGCUGUAAUUCUUUCAUGAAUAUCAAGUUACAAUUUUCCUUUAUGAAAACAAAUUAUGGAAGAAGUGCCUGCCUGUGUUUUUUUAUUGCAGUGGCUGUUUUCAGCAUAAAGUAUAAAGUUCUUAA
Molecule: messenger RNA, 1899 nt
Organism: Lethenteron reissneri (Far Eastern brook lamprey)
Lineage: Eukaryota; Metazoa; Chordata; Hyperoartia; Petromyzontiformes; Petromyzontidae
Product: protein YIPF3-like
Cellular component (GO): Golgi apparatus
Source: RefSeq, a predicted model, not a curated record